AUGGUCAAAACCGACAUUGAUCACAAUCCCCUAGAUCCCAAUUACGAAAAGCGCCGCAGCUCUCUGGGAAAUAUGGAGCAUCAACAGCAAGACCAAUCCGAUGUCAAAGAUGAGAAUCUCUUGGUGGACAGAGAAGUUGCCCCAUCUGCCCGUGCAAUGUGCUCAGAACUUGCACACCAACAUGCCUUGGAGGGCCUGAAUAAGAAAACAGGGCGCCGGUCUUCGCAGGACGUAGACCACAAUUCCUUCCUCUCUGAUCUAAGUACCGACCGUGGGCUCCAGGCGCACCCUGAACAACUCGAAGAGUAA
Penicillium expansum is the source of this 309-nucleotide messenger RNA. RefSeq lists its product as uncharacterized. The coding region runs from base 1 to 309 and encodes 102 amino acids. The transcript has 3 exons. Lineage: Eukaryota; Fungi; Ascomycota; Eurotiomycetes; Eurotiales; Aspergillaceae. The record is from RefSeq and is a predicted model, not a curated record.